Messenger RNA from Lactuca virosa, 357 nucleotides. NCBI's taxonomy places the organism in Eukaryota, Viridiplantae, Streptophyta, Magnoliopsida, Asterales, Asteraceae. The record is from the annotation of a GenBank genome assembly.
AUGCACAGAAGAAUCGGUUGUCGGGGUGUGCGGUUAUUUCGGAGGGUAUUUCUGUCGUGGUGUGGAGGGCGGGGGGGGGGUAAAUCGGUAAAACGGUAUCAGAAGUUGAUGUUGAAGAGGAUAAAUUGGGCUGCGGCUGUGAAAGAAGAGAAUAUGCAUGAAGAGGUUGAUGAUGAUGAUGAGAACGUGAAGAAUAAGUGUGUGUUGGUGUGGCAAGGGAGUGUGACUAAACCAAGUUUUCAAAGGUUUUUGGUGCAUGAAUGCAGUACCGAAAAUGCUGCUCGCAAAGUGUUUUAUGAUGCUGGGGUUGGUCAUUAUUGGGAUUUAGUUGUUAAUUUCUCAAGGAUGUGUAAUUAG